AUGUUGAUUCGUCUCUUGGCAUUGGCGAGUGUGGCUCCCUCCUUAAUGGUCCACAGCCAUUCUACUGGACAUAAUGCAUCUACACUGGAGGAGCUGUAUGGGCCGUGGGUCUCAGCAGCGACAGAAAUUGCGUCUUCUACAGAGUCAGACUUUUCUAGGGUUGUUGGGCUUCGAUGGUCAGCUUGGGAAGCUCCGCAUUGGUCUGGGGCGAUUAAACCUGCAACAGAAAAAGAUCUACAGAAAGUCAUCUCAGGUUUCAACUUCAGUGGCAAACAAGAUCCCUUUAUUGCAACUAAUGGUGGCCAUGGUCCGAAGACUGGCCAAGGCAAGUUCACUGGUAUCAAUGUGAAUCUUGCCAACUUCAAUACUGUGAGCAUUGAUACUACCAAUAACUUAGUCACUCUUGGAGCUGGCGUCAAACUUUGGGAUGUCCAAAGGGGGUUGUACGAUGUCGGGAAAGAAAUCCAAACUGGUAACUCCAUCUGCCCGGGUGCUAUCGGGGUAACCAUUGGUGCUGGAAUUGGAAUGAUGACAGGCAUGUACGGCCUUAUGAUCGACACACUCAAAUCUGUCCGCGUGGUAACUGCGAAGGGCCACGUCGUCAAGGCCUCAGCAACUGAAAACAGUGAUCUUUUCUGGGCAGUUCGAGGAGCUGGCGUCAAUUUUGGAAUCGCCACAGAAGCAACCUACGGAAUUCACGACCAAACCAAUAACGGCAACGUAACGGCCGUCAACUUCAUCUUCACCGCAGCAUCCAAUCGCACAGUUUGGGAGACAUUGAAGAAGUUCGACGGUAAUCAGCCAGCGAAGUUGUCAUUCCAGGCGGUCAUCAAAUUUGACCGAACCUCUAACUCACCGAUUAUCAUCGUCCAGGUUUGGUACUUUGGACCUUUGACAGAGGCACAGCCUUAUUUAGAUAUAUUUGCUGCUGCGGUCCCUGCUACGACAUCAUCGUCAUAUCUUCCCCAGACUGAUUUAUAUUACCAGUCUGAGACAGCAGGAGUCUGUGAUAGGGGAAACAUCAUCAGUGCAAAUACCUUGGGAUUUAAUCAGACUGAUGUCUCAAGUUAUGAGGCUCAUUUUGCGGAUCUAGUGGCUUUUUACAAGGCGAAUCCGUCUUUUGAGGGAGAGUCUGUCUUUCAGUAUUAUAGUAACGAUGUCACUCGUCAGACACCGCAGUCUGAAACUGCCUUCCCAUGGCGUGAUAUUCAAGUUUGGUGGCUCACGCAAAACAAAUAUACUAACGCGUCGAUCGGACCCAAGGUCGAUCAUCUCAUGAGAGGACAACGCACUAACCUUCAGAAGACAAGUGGUUUCCCUACACCUCAUGUAUACUUUAACUAUGCCUUUGGGGAUGAAGGAGCAGCUGCUUGGUACUCUGCUGCUAAUUUGCCCAAGCUUCGCAAGCUUAAGGCUAAAUGGGACCCCGACUUUGUGUUUGGAAAUGGGGCACCUCUUUACUAG
Penicillium angulare is the source of this 1464-nucleotide messenger RNA. Its product is annotated as FAD-binding oxidoreductase. The transcript has 4 exons. Gene Ontology annotation, molecular function: oxidoreductase activity; FAD binding. The coding region runs from base 1 to 1464 and encodes 487 amino acids. The record is from RefSeq and is a predicted model, not a curated record. NCBI's taxonomy places the organism in Eukaryota, Fungi, Ascomycota, Eurotiomycetes, Eurotiales, Aspergillaceae.